Messenger RNA from Insectozyma verbasci, 1716 nucleotides. The record is from the annotation of a GenBank genome assembly. NCBI's taxonomy places the organism in Eukaryota, Fungi, Ascomycota, Pichiomycetes, Serinales, Debaryomycetaceae.
AUGGGCGAUCAAAGACCAGGUAAAUUCUCAAAAUUAGGUAAAUUAUUAGGUGUCUCUUCCACAAGUAUAUCCUCACAAAACAACACCAAUAAUAAUCAAAAGGAAGCUAAAGAAAAUGGUAAAUCAGCAUCAUCAUCAUCAUCAUCAAAAAACAAUUCUGAAGAAUUUAUACUACCUCAAGUUGAAAAUGACAAUGUUUCACCAUUACAAUAUAUAAAGCAACCUCAACCUUAUACAACAAGCAAUACUCAAUUGAAUCCUAAUACUACAUCACCUAAAUUAACAUCAACAAGAUCUCAUUCACCAAUUAAUGGUAUUUCAUCAACUACAACUUCCCCAAUUUCAGUAGCAUCAUUGGAUCAAAAACUUAAGCGUCAACAAUCAAGUAAUAUCACCGUAAUUUCACCACCUCAACCAGCAGUUUUAAUUGAUUCAAAAUCUUCACUGUCAGUAAAUACUCCAGCAGUCUCAAGACAGACAUCAAGAAAACAAAAGUCAUCAAUCAAAAGCGAAUCAUCUCAACAAAAUAUUCCACCUUCGUUACCAAGAUUUUUAAUGUUGGAAAAUGGUGAUCAUGAGCAUCACUUAAGAUCAGCUAAACGUCAGGAAAAAUUAAGUAAUAUGUUGAAAGAUUUGCUAGGUGCAAAAAAAUUGAGAGAUGAAGCAAAGUCAGCAGUACCUGAUAUUUUACAAAAACAACCUAUACAACAACAACAAGUCAAUGGUAAACCUCCAACAUUAUUUGCUGGUUUGGUCAAUCAUGUUAAAAAUAAUACAUCUCCUUACCAUCAACCUGGUACAACGGAUGUGGUCACCGCACAAGAUGUAACUGGUCCUGAUUGUAGAUCAUUUGUUGAAAAAUAUGGUAGAUGCCAAGAAGUUAUAGGUAGAGGUUCAUUUGGAGUUGUUCGAAUAUCUCAUAAAAGAUUAGAUUCUACUACUAGUAAUGAGAAAUUAUAUGCUGUCAAGGAAUUUAAAAGAAAACCAAGUGAAAAUGAAAAGAAAUAUAAUCGUCGAUUAACAAGUGAAUUUUGUAUUUCAUCAUCAUUAAAACAUAUUAAUAUAAUCGAUACCCUUGAUUUAUUAAAAGAUGCAAAAGGUGAUUAUUGUGAAGUUAUGGAAUUUUGUUCUGGUGGUGAUUUAUAUACUUUAAUUAUUGCUUCUGGUAAAUUGGAAUAUGCUGAAGCUGAUUGCUUCUUCAAACAACUAAUCAAAGGGGUAAAUUAUAUGCAUGAUAUGGGUGUUGCACAUCGUGAUUUAAAACCAGAAAAUUUAUUAUUAACACAAGAUGGUGUAUUGAAAAUUACUGAUUUUGGUAAUUCUGAAUGUUUUAAAAUGGCUUGGGAAAAUGAAAUUCAAUACAGUGAAGGUAUUUGUGGAUCGAGUCCUUACAUUGCUCCAGAAGAAUUUACUCAAGUUACAUUUGAUCCUAGAUGUGUUGAUAUUUGGUCAUGUGGUGUAAUAUAUAUGGCUAUGAGAACUGGUAGACAAUUGUGGAAAUUGGCUGACCCUAAAAAGGAUGAAUUUUUUGACGAAUAUUUAAUCAAAAGAAAAGAUGCAAAAGGCUAUGAACCAAUUGAAAGUUUAAAAAGAGCAAGAUGUAGAAAUGUAAUUUAUUCAAUUUUAGAUCCUGUUGCUGAAAGAAGAAUUACUGGUAAACAAAUUUUAAAUAGUGAAUGGGGAAGAGAAAUAAAUUGCUGUAUAGAUAAUAAAUAA